GAUCCGGAACCAAGGAGAUAAGAGAGAAAAGGGACCCAGAAGAAGAAAAAGGUAGGUGGAUCUCGUGAAAUCGGUGGAGAUUCUUUUAUAAAAGGGUUCCUCCUUUUUUUUUGAGCACAGCACGAGGAGAUUCUUUUAAAGGAGGAGUGUAUCAAUCAAUCAAUCAAUUAAUUGUGAAUAAUCCCCAACCAGGAACUUGAAUCUCGACUCUAAGCUCUUCCUGAUUGCCAUAUUCGGUACACAAUUGCGCUCGAGAUUCAGCGAUCUUCUUGUAAAGAUGGAGUCCUCAAGCCCCCAACAUAGUAGUCACAUCAUCGAGGUUAAUGUAGGAAAACCUGAUGAAGAAAGAAUAAUCGGAGGAAGUAAAGUCUGUGGAGAAGCGCCGUGUGGGUUUUCAGAUUCUAAGAAUGCUUCUGGUGAUGCCGCAGAACGCAAUGCUUCUAUGCGAAAGCUCUGUUACGCGGUGGUGUUAUGCCUUGUGUUCAUGUGCGUUGAAGUUGUUGGUGGAAUUGAAGCUAAUAGUUUGGCUAUACUAACCGAUGCGGCCCAUCUUCUCUCUGAUGUUGCUGCCUUUGCGAUCUCGUUGUUCUCCUUGUGGGCUGCUGGUUGGGAAGCGACUCCGAGGCAGACUUAUGGCUUUUUCAGGAUUGAGAUCCUGGGAGCUCUUGUAUCUAUCCAACUCAUCUGGUUGCUCACUGGCAUUCUGGUUUAUGAAGCCAUUAUCAGACUUCUCACCGAGACCAGUGAGGUUAAUGGAUUCCUGAUGUUUAUUGUUGCUGCGUUUGGCCUAGCGGUGAAUAUCGUAAUGGCUGUCAUGCUCGGACAUGAUCAUGGUCAUGGACAUGGACAUGGUCACGACCAUCACAAUCACGGUGGGAACCAUAGCCAUGGGGUGACUGUCACCACCCAUCACCAUCAGCAUCAUCAUGAUCAUGGUCAUAGUCAUGGAGAGGACAAGCACCAUGCUCAUGGGGAUGUUACUGAGCAAUUGUUGGACAAAGCGAAGCCUCAAAUCGUGGAUAAAGAGAAAAGAAAGAGGAACAUCAAUGUCCAAGGAGCUUAUCUUCACGUCCUUGGGGAUUCCAUCCAGAGCGUUGGUGUUAUGAUUGGAGGAGCUAUUAUUUGGUACAAUCCGAAAUGGAAAAUAGUCGAUCUGAUUUGCACACUCAUCUUUUCGGUCAUUGUCUUGGGAACAACCAUCAACAUGAUUAGAAGCAUCCUUGAAGUGUUGAUGGAGAGUACACCCAGAGAGAUUGACGCUACAAAACUCGAAAAGGGUUUGCUCGAAAUGGAAGAAGUGGUGGCUGUUCAUGAGCUUCAUAUUUGGGCUAUCACAGUGGGAAAGGUUUUACUGGCUUGCCAUGUCAAUAUCAGGCCAGAAGCAGAUGCAGAUAUGGUGCUCAACAAGGUAGUUGAUUACAUCCGCAGGGAGUACAACAUCAGUCAUGUCACAAUACAAAUCGAGCGAUAAAACCAUAACAAACAUCUGAGAGUUAUUUUGUAUCAGCAUUCUCAUUAACAAUAAUAAAAUCAAUAAAGUUUCUACCUUUUUGUCA
This is a messenger RNA of Eutrema salsugineum, 1556 nucleotides long. RefSeq names its product metal tolerance protein 1. Gene Ontology annotation, biological process: zinc ion transmembrane transport. The coding region runs from base 278 to 1471 and encodes 397 amino acids. The transcript has 3 exons. Gene Ontology annotation, molecular function: zinc ion transmembrane transporter activity. Gene Ontology annotation, cellular component: plasma membrane; vacuole. Lineage: Eukaryota; Viridiplantae; Streptophyta; Magnoliopsida; Brassicales; Brassicaceae. The record is from RefSeq and is a predicted model, not a curated record.